Molecule: messenger RNA, 1446 nt
Organism: Siniperca chuatsi (mandarin fish)
Lineage: Eukaryota; Metazoa; Chordata; Actinopteri; Centrarchiformes; Sinipercidae
Exons: 3
Coding region: 537-1223 (228 amino acids)
Source: RefSeq, a predicted model, not a curated record
AACAAACGUUUUCAGUGCACAGGUAUGACUGUAUUAUGUUUAGCACAUUUUGAGUUUAAAAUUCAAGCCUGGCUGGUCCUGUUUAGGACAUUGUAAAAUGGCUCAUAAAUUCCAGGAGCAUCACACCUCCUACUCCAUUCACAGACUCACUGCCUUGUAGUCUUUAGAGGAACAAAAAGCUGCAAAUUAACCCUUUAACCAAAAAAGACACAUUGUUAAAUAGGCAUAUGUUAUAGAAAAGCCCUGACACUUUCCAGCAUGCCUGUUUGGUGUUUGCAUUUGUAAUUCAGGAGACAUCCCCAGCCAGACUGCAAGUGUAUUUUACGUUACUUGGGGUAAGUUUCCCUUGCACAGACUGACGGAAAAUCCUCGCUCCUGACUUUGCUCUUACCGGGCCAGUAAAUAGUGAUUCAGCUCGCAUGUAAGAGGCUGCAGUCAGCGACUCAUUUUUUCCGACGACUUCAGGCACCGGAGGAGCGUCGCAACACUCACAAGACUGCUUCUUCGCUGGGGUUUCUUUGCAAGCCGGUUUGGAGAUGCUCCUGGGAGCAGUGAGCAGGGCCGUGCUCUGCCUGUCCUGCUCCCUCCUGUUGGGGGUCUGCUUCCCAGCAGAGGGUGCAGGGGCAGCAGGGCCUCUUCCUACUUUUCCCCCUGAACAAGAGUCUGGGGAACCAGACCUUGAGGACUGGGAGUGGGGCUCUGGAUCAUCUCUUCUGCACCUGCUCCACAGCUUCCCUGCUGACAGCCCCUUCGUAACAGAGACCCCAGGAAAACCAGUCAACUGCACCCAGCGCUUCUGGUUACCACCGUCCUCUCCAAUCUGCUGGGAAAACAUAGCCGGACCCGAGGAGUUCGCCAGGUCCCGUCUGCUUGUUCUCCAGAACAGGGCUGCCCUGCAAGCUGUGUCCACCUCCAGCGGGAUGGAGGAGGGAGGGAGCUCCUACGAGCACCAAGCCAGAGAGGAAGUCCAGGGGAUCCACGCAGACCACCAAAGUGUGGUGGAAACUAUGCAGACCAUGGAGAAGGUGUUUGUCUCUCUGGAGGAGAAGAGGAAAGAGGGGAAGGAGCAGGGAAUCCUCACGAGCAUGAAGGAGCAUCUUGCUAACACAAGGGACGCCAUAGAUGGAAGAGAGCAUAUGGCAAACGUCCUGGAGAACCAUUUUUCUACUUUAGAGAACACUCUGCUUAACAUGCAGCUUCGACUUAACAAACUCUUCCAGUGACGAUGACACAGACCUGUUGCCUCUUUUUCUUCCCUUAUUUGAGCUGUAUUUAAAUAUCCAUGUAUUGUACAACCAUGUAGCAACUGCAUGCUCAGGAUUAUGUUAGUCUGUAGUAUGAGGACGAAACACACUUACUAUGCACCUUCUGUCAUCAAAACACAUACCAAAGUAACAUGUGUAACCUGGAGUCAGCAGAGAUAAAUAAACCUACAUUUGAUGAACA